Messenger RNA from Echinostoma caproni, 3393 nucleotides. Lineage: Eukaryota; Metazoa; Platyhelminthes; Trematoda; Plagiorchiida; Echinostomatidae. The record is from the annotation of a GenBank genome assembly.
AUGUGGACAAAGAAAAGGCGGAGAAUGCAUGCGAGUGAGAUGCGAAUCCGGGACCGGAGGAACAAGUCCGAUUCGGGAUUCGGGCCGAAUAAAGAACAAGUUUACACUGAAGCAAUCGCGGUUGGGUGCUUGUCCACUGGAUGCCAGUGUCAUCAUUACCAGCCGUCUACAAAUAAUCUGCGACAGUGUUCAGAAUGCUCGCACACGUGGGUCAUGCAUGUUGUGGCCAAAAUGUCCAACUAUCCGGUCUGUAUUGAUUCCAGUUCGGCCGGUACGGCUUGCAUGUUCAGUGCCACGUUCGAAUUGAUGAGCAUGACCUUGUUCGGCUGUCACGCUAUCCCGAUUCGUAUCAAAAUUCUGUUGGAUCGGCUUCUAUCUGCUCAAUUGUUGCAGGCCGAUGUGGUGCGUUUACUGUUGACUUUUGGGUGGACAUUUCAAGACUAUAGCCGAGGAUAUAUGCUUACGAAUAACAAUGGACAGAUUCGUGACCGCUGGGAAAUAUGCGGACUGGAAGAAGAACGUCUGAUUGUGCAACAGUUCCUUCGCUUUCCCGAAACCCGAACACUGGCACAGGUAAUGCUCACCGGGUUCAACUGCAUCUGUGGCCGACUGAUGGACUCUUCCAACAACUCAACUAUACCAAUAUGUCCCAUGAAUCCAUCCACCUCACCAAUAAAGACCACCGUAACUUCGACCGGUUCGCAUCCGCCUAGUAAACUAACCUCAUGUCAAAGUCCCCGAACGAAAGAUAUAAAGCCGGAAAUGGACAUGAAGUCAAUGAUAUUCUCGGGAGCUAAUAUGUCUUCCCCAACCACUAUUGGUUCUCUCACGAUGUCUUCCCUGUCUGGAAGUUCAUCUUCAUCCACAUCGCCGUCUAAUGACGCCUCGAAAAGGAACGGUUCACAUGUGAUCGAAACUGCAGGACAAACACAAAGAAGUUCAGACCCAGUUGGCACCCCAAGUCCUCAGUUGAGAGAAAGACGUGAGUUGGAUUGUGCAGCAGUAACACCUUCCACGACCUGCACUAUCGGUCCAAAUGCUAUGGUUACCACCACCACUACUACCACUAUAGGCAGUGGUAAUAACAUGACUAACGCGGAAUCACGUGAUAUCAAACCGGGUCAUUUGCAAACCGCAUUUGAGAAGCUAAAUCAUUCCAAUCCGUUUGUCGCAGCCAUGGCAGCAGCUGCUUUGGCGGGUUUUCCCUGUCUCAGUCCGAGUCUAAGUGCUGGAGGGUUGUCUACAUUCAUCAAUUCAAGUUUCCCGGAUAAAAGCGGUCUCGGAUUGCGUAAUCCGUUUGAUCCAAUGGGUAACCUAGCCCCACCACUGUGUCUGGCAGAAACGGAUCGCACAUCACAUACGCAAUCGUAUAACGAAUGCAAUUCAUCAACAGAGAAAAACAUCAGCGAUAUCAAGGAUUCGCGCACCGGAGCUAAUAUUCCUAAUCCUUUGGACAGCUGGUUAACCGCAAUGCAACAGCAUAGUCCGGCAGCAGCAGCAGCUACAACAGGCCCUCCAUUGGUCGGUCCCUUGCCUUUUCCCAUUCCUGGAUUUCCAGUGCAACCCCCACAAAUCAUGAAUGCCCUAGCGGCCGCAUUCCGCUCAAAUAGAACAAAUCCAUCCACCUGGCCCGGAUCAAUUAAUCCUCCUGCACCAAACGUUCCCGGGUGUCCAAAUCUGCCAUCAAAUGGUUUAUCUUACACUACCGGCCCGAAUUCGAUCCCCGUGGGUCAACAACCUCCAACAUGGACAACUGGAAUGGCACCUACCGGUCAGGGUGUAUCUCCCUCUUUCGAUCAAAAUCAGCUUGGGCUAUGGCCUUCGUUGAGUCAAGGUUUGGUGGAAAGUUUCUUGAAGAAAAGUGAGUCAAUGGACGGACAAUCGAAGAGUCUAAUGGACUGUACGACUUCAACUGAUUCACUUUUGGCUUCCAGUAAAGCUUUGGCACAACAGCUUGGUGCAUUUAAUGCCAAUUUGAACUGUUCCACACUCCAGGCCAGUACACCCGUUCAAAAUGCCCAAGCCAUGCUGAAAACGCUAUCCGGACUGAACGUUCCCUUGGAUCCGUUUGAAUCCUGUCCAAGUUCGACUUAUGACCUUGAAAUGACCAGUAACAUGCGACAUCGACCACGUGAUUUGUCCGUGAAUCAAAAACCCAAGAAUUGUUCUUCACUUGGAUCACUAGGACCAAUGAAACGCAAAACCGAUUCAAGGCGUGGAGAUACACUGACUGCGCGGAAGGGUACGACGGAAUUCGGACAUGGAGGCUCAGCAGCUGGUCUUCUAGAUGAGCGGAACAAUAGCUUGUCCGGGUCCAACUUGUCUCGAAACAAGAAGAGGGUAUUAUGCACUACGUGUAAAAAAUCAUUCUGUGACAAAGGUGCCCUGAAAAUUCACUAUAGUGCUGUGCACCUGAAGGAGAUGCACAAGUGCACAAUCAAAGGUUGCAGUAUGUGGUUCAGUUCCCGACGCAGUCGAAAUCGUCAUUCGGCCAAUCCGAAUCCACGCCUUCAUAUGACCCAUGCAAGCAAAAAGUUGCCGGAAAAUGCCACCAUUGUGGACGAUGGAAGUGGUAAAGUCCUCGGGCGGCGUAAUCCACUACCGAACUCCGUGCUCAACCCACCGCUCCUUCCCACACACAACACUAUUCCUGGGUCAAACGCGACCACGACCACUGGCAACAGCCUAACACACAAUCCGAACUCGCAUCAUACACGUCAUGCAUUGCACGGAUGGGUGGGUAAAGUCGGUUCCCAAGCCAUGGAACGAUUUGCCCCGGGGUCUGCCUCCUUUCUCUACGACCCAGAGCCACAUCGAUCCAAGUCAGGAACCGCACACAAUUCCGACCUCUAUCCUGCCUUACCUCCAUCUUUGGACUCGCUCAGUCAAGCAUCCGAGGAGGAUGAGGAUUGCAUACCGCGAAAAUCACUGAAGGUAUCCGCGAACAAAUCAGCUACCGAACGGGAUACAUUCCACAGCUCGUCCAAACACAGCCAAUGGAGUGAAUCCGAAAUGGCCGAGAAUGCAUACUAUUCAGAUGGGAUGAGCGAACUGGACGAGGGUGUCCUCGUGCCCGAAGGGAUUGAGGAAGACAGUGAUGAUGACGAGGAGGAGGAACACGAAGAAGAUGCCGAUGCUUCGGGCAAUCAAGAUGGUGAUCAUAAUGACCGAACUCAUGGCUCUGCAAAUGAGGACGGACUGUUGCCACAGCAACCCGUGGACGAAUCAGAAUCCAUAUCCAUCAAAACACCUCCCGAUUCCGACUUGAACCCCAGUCCCAGACGAUCGUGCACCUCGAGUGGGCGUGGUACAAAAGAAGAUCGUUUCACCCCAUCCGUGGCUGGAGCCAGUUUUUUGGCUGCCAACUUAGCUCAAUCAUCAGAGAACGUGUGA